AUGAUUGCACAUAAAAUAAUGAUUAUUUCGGGAAUAUUUAUGUGUAUAUUGGGUUUAAUUGGAAAUAUUUUAAAUAUUUGUAUAUUCACAAUAUGGUCUCGUUCAAAAAAAUCUUCUCAUCGACAUACACACAGCAAUAAUCGAUCAGUUAAUAGUCCUUUAUAUUUAUUUGCAUCAUCAAUUGCUAAUUUAAUUAUAAUACUUUAUCCAUUAUUAACACGUAUUAUGUUCGAUGGCUAUCAAUAUAAAAUAACACAAACAAAUGUUUUUAUUUUAUGUAAAUUACGAUAUUAUUUUUUACAUACAUUUUAUCUAAUAUCAUUAACAUGUAUUUGUAUGGCAACAUUCGAUAGAUAUUUAAUAUCAUCACGUGAUGUUCAUCUAAGAGAAUUAAGUCCAACAAGACAUCGAACAAUAAUUAUUAUUUUAAUUAUUUGUACUCUUAUUGGAUUACAUAAUAUUCCACUUAUUAUUUUUUUUAAUCUUUCAAAUAAUGGUCAAUGUAUUAUUUAUUCAAUAACAUAUUCGUAUUAUUAUUUAUAUGUUUUUCGAAUAUUAUUACAAGGAAUAAUACCAAUUAUAUUUCUUUCGUUAUUUGGAAUAUUAACAUUCAGACAAUUGAAAAUCUUAGCACAGCAUAGUGCAUGUAACCAUAUAAAUAGUGAUAGACAAUUAGCACGUAUGCUUCUAUUAAUUUCGAUUACUAUAAUUAUAUCAACAAUUCCGAAUUGUAUUGAACAAAUCUAUGAUAUUAUAAUGAAUCAUACAAAUUCUAAACCUUCAUCAAAAUUUUUUCUCUAUCAUGUUAUUUCAUCAAUAUUAUUCUAUACAAAUCCUGUUACGAGUUUUUAUAUUUUCUAUAUAUCAACACCAAAUUUUCGUACUCAACUUCGAAAUUUAAUUACAUAUAAAAAACAUCAUGAUUAUCUAAUUAAUCAUCAAAUACAUUCAACAAAUUAUAAUAAAUAA
Molecule: messenger RNA, 969 nt
Organism: Adineta steineri
Lineage: Eukaryota; Metazoa; Rotifera; Eurotatoria; Adinetida; Adinetidae
Source: the annotation of a GenBank genome assembly